AACAGAAAGAACAGUUGCCCUCUAGGCAUACCGAAACGACGUCGCUUUUAUUGUGGCUUGAACGCCAGAUACGGCAAACCAUUCAACCAAAUCGGACUCUCCAUUUUCCCUCAAUUCCCUAAAAUCACGAUUAGGGUUAGGGUUACACACACUUCUCUCCUUUUACCCAUCUCCCCAAAACAAUUUUUUUUCUCAACAAUUUUCCCAAUCCCCCAAAAUGGCAAGCAGAUCCGGCAACAGACAACAGGCUAAUUCCGGUGGAGCAAACACAAACACGGCGGCGGCACCGGCGGUGAAACCAGCGAUGAGAAAGCCAGUUUUCGUGAAAGUGGAUCAGUUGAAACCGGGAACAAGCGGUCACAAUCUUACUGUUAAGAUUGUGAAUGCCAACACUGUGCUCAGUAAGAAACCUAGGAAUCCAUCUUCCUUGCGUGUUCCAGCACGACCUCAGAAUAACACUCGCAUCGCUGAAUGUCUUGUUGGCGAUGAAACUGGAUCCAUCCUCCUCACUGCUCGUAACGACCAAGUUGACUUGAUGAAGCCAAAUGCCACAGUCAUACUUCGAAAUGCAAAGAUUGACAUGUUUAAGGGAUCUAUGAGGCUAGCUGUUGAUAAAUGGGGCCGUAUUGAGGUUUCUGAGCCUGCAACUUUCGCGGUCAAUGAAGAGAACAAUUUGUCCUUGGUUGAGUACGAGUUGGUGAAUGUCGAAGAAUAGAAGUGGGUUUACAUAACUAAGGGGGGUAAAUUUGCUUUUGUGGGUAUCUGUUUUUGGUAUACAAAUCUCACUAAAUAAAUUAGUUGUUGCGUUGAAGAUGCUUAACAUGUGGUAGGACUAAUCUAAUGUCAGUUCCUUGUAAAAAGGAUUCACCUUAUCAAGAGUGUGUUAAGGUGGGUGUUACUUGUUAUUAUUAUUAAUAUAUCUUGCUUCCAGUCCA
Molecule: messenger RNA, 935 nt
Organism: Capsicum annuum
Lineage: Eukaryota; Viridiplantae; Streptophyta; Magnoliopsida; Solanales; Solanaceae
Exons: 2
Coding region: 218-715 (165 amino acids)
Source: RefSeq, a predicted model, not a curated record